Leptinotarsa decemlineata (Colorado potato beetle) is the source of this 577-nucleotide messenger RNA. RefSeq lists its product as uncharacterized. Lineage: Eukaryota; Metazoa; Arthropoda; Insecta; Coleoptera; Chrysomelidae. The record is from RefSeq and is a predicted model, not a curated record. Gene Ontology annotation, biological process: signal transduction. Gene Ontology annotation, molecular function: protein binding.
ACCUCGAUGUGCUGCUAGUCCCACAAGAAUUACAUGUCGAUAUGUCAGACCACAAAGAACGCCUCAUCCUCCCCCUCUUAUGGAAGGCGAAGCUUUAGCCAGUAGGCUUCUGGAGCUUGGCCCUGUCGGUAGCAAGUUUUUGGGCCCCGUGAUCAUUGAAGUUCCUCACUUUGCCUCGUUGAGGGGCAAACAGCGAGAAAUUAUUGUGCUGAGAUCUGAUAAUGGAGAAACUUGGAAAGAACAUACUUUGGAGGCCAACGAAGAAGCAAUUCAAGAUGUGUUGAAUCACAGUUUCGAUGGAGAAGAGUUGAGCCAAAUCGAAGAUUUGCACACAAAUCGAAUAACACGAAUUUUGACGAACGACUUCCCGCACUAUUUUGCAGUUGUUUCACGAAUCAGGCAAGAAGUGCAUGCUAUUGGCCCUGAUGGGGGUACUGUGUCUAGUGCAGCAGUUCCGUUGGUGCAAGCAGUAUUUCCACCGAAUGCCCUAACAAAAAAAAUUCGAGUGGGACUUCAAGUGAGUUACCUCAGAAACCCUUAUUAUUAUAUUGACAAUUAUAUCCUAUUGAUGGAAUAG